GAGGGGGUGCAGUAGCUACGUGGCUUAAAGGGAUAGUGUGUGAAAACCCCAGGUGUGGAGCUGAAUCCAGCACGGGGGUGCAACCUCCUUUCCUUCUCGCUUAAUGCACACAGCUUGGGCACAGGAAAGGACAAAGCAAGGAGGUCCAAAUGGCCAUGGGCAGAGUGAGACUGGAGAUGAGGAGGAAAUUCUUGAGGGGACCCCUUUGCUGCCCACCAUGAGCACAUGAGGCAGAUGAUGAGGAGCUUCUCCGAUCCGUUUGGGCGGGAUCCAUUCCUCAGCCUGCCAGGUGGUGUGGAGAGCAGAGCAGAGUGGAGGGCAGGCCCAGACACGCAGCUGGCCCUCCGCGGGGGCGGCAGGGCAACAAGCUACUCCCUCAUGCCCUUUGGAGGCUUUGGCAGACUGCAGGAUGCAGAUUUUGGGGACCCUUUUUUUGCCAUGGACAGGAUGAUGUCAAAGAUGAGAAACAGCAUGCUGGAAAUGCAGAGGAAAUUUGAUGACCUGUCUGUGCAUCCUGAUGCCCACACAUUCAGCUCCUCCUCUGUGAUGACCUACUCCAGAGUAGGUGAUGAACCACCCAAAGUCUUCCAAGCCUCGGCUCAGACCCGCACAGCCCCAGGAGGUGUUAAGGAGACAAGAAAAGCCCUGAGAGAUUCUGAAAGUGGAGUGGAGAAGAUGGCCAUUGGUCACCACAUCAAGGAUCGUGCUCAUGUCAUCAAGAAAUCCAAGAACAGCAAGACAGGGGAUGAGGAAAUGAACCAAGAAUUCAUCAACCUGGAUGAGACUGAGGCCCAGACCUUUGAUGAAGAAUGGCAGAAGGAGAUUAUGAAGUUCAAGCCAUCAAGAUCUCGAGGCCAUCUGGAAGCUCCAAAGUACAGCAGUAUUCAUCAUGUACCCAAAGAGAAGCCCCUUGCCAUCAAGGCUGCCAGGGAGCCCAGAGCUUCUGUGGAGAGCCUCAACGUGAGAGGAACACACCUGCCCCUCAAGAGCAGCAAAAAAUAAAUGGCUUCCAUGUGGCUGCUGCUGCUGGUGCUGCAUUGCUUCUGUUGAUCUAAGUACACAUCUCUCCAUGACCAAUUUCUGUUCUUUGUGCUACUGAGCAGUCCUGUGCCUUUCUACUCCCCUUCUCCUGACAGCUGAAUGUCCUUGACAGCUUCAACUCAAACCAUCUCAUGGCAGCAGGUUAAAAGCCCACCCCCUUCUCCACUUCAGAGCACUUUAAUGGAUUAGCAGGAAUUCUGCUGGGGAAAAAAAAAACAACCAACCAACCCCAAACUUCUGAUCUGCAAAACUUUUCUGCACCCAGCUCAGACUUUUUAUUCAGCCUGGUGAUGCAGCUGCUUUCCCCCCCCACGCUAAAUGGCACAGGAAGUAAAUUCUGUGUGUGUGGCUGAAAUAAUUAUUACUUUUUUUUUAGGUGAUAGAGUAAUUAAUGGCAAUAUAAAUACACUGGAGCCAUUAAAUAGAUAUAUAAUAUAUAUAUGUCUUCUAAAUCAGACUGUAAAUUGUUAUAGAACCCCCAGAUUCACCUCCUUUACGUAAAGAAAAGCAAGAGGCAAUAGAUUGAAGUCUUUGCCAUAGUAGGACAUUGUAGUUUAUCAGCAUUCUGUGAUUCAGAAGUUGUUUUCCAUCUCAUUUUUUCUCUGUAUUUCUACCUAUAGAGGUCACCCAAUUUUUAUUUUUUUUUUCAUUCUUUGAAGCUUUUCUGUAGUAGCUUUUAACUGUUUGGUGUUAAUCCCACACUGUGUCCUCAAAGUGAGCUGUGACUUCAUUAUUCAUCAGCAAGAUGUGGGAGGACAUUGGGUUGAGGAAGCAGGAGUGGAAGUGGAUAACCAACACUGCACCAUUUCUUCUGCUCUGGAAGCCAAGAGGAGCCUGGUGUGCAGGGAAGCAUUUCCCUGCCAGCUGAGCUGUGCUUCCCUCCUGUUGUGUCCUGUUUGACUGGAUGUAGCCUGGAAAUCCAACACCAGAUCCCCCUUGGUGUUGGCUUUUGGUACUGUUUGGUGGAGCUCUCAGGUUCUCAGCCUCGUGUCAAGAACCAGAGAGGCUUCUGUGUCAGCAGUGUUGGAGUUCAGGGAAGACUUUGUUAGGCAGAAUUGAUCCCUGUGGGAUGGCAUCAAGAACUUCUGUAGGCUAGAACAUGAGAGCAGUAGCACUGGAGGGUAGGUCUCAAGGCUAAAACAUUUAGUGUGGCCUUAAAAAUUGACAUAAUUGAUAUCAGAAAAUAGCUUUAGUAACUUAAGGUUUGGCUAAGAAGGAGGUGGCCUUUAAAUCCUCUCUUCCUGCAGAUUUCCCAGGUUAUUUAAUUCCAUAUUAACAGGUAAAAAGAAAACUACUUUGGAACUCUGAGAGGGACAUUGAAUAAUUAAAAGCUCCAAAAGUCCCUUUUAAUUAUUUUGAAACUUUUAUUUUCUGACCAGGAAAUUGUCCAGAGUUCCAAAACACCUUUUAACUAUUUUGAAGCUUUUCUUUUCUGAGCAGGAAGUUUGCCCAGAGUUCCAAAAGAAGCCUGAAUUAUUUUUUAAUUCCUUUAUCUAUUCUGCUAAGGAAAUUGUCAGAGUUGAGGUUGAAUUGAUUUAAAACAAUUAUUUCUUUGCUUCUUUAUAAUGCAAUAAGCUUGGUGUCUUCCUCUUACUGGAGCAAUAAAUCCUAGGGGCAGUAAUUUUGUGCUGUUGAAUCAUUUUCUGAGUGGUUCAGGUAAGCAAGGCAGUGAGUGGGUCACAGCCUCCAGCAGGAGGAGAGGCUGAAACUCUGAUCCCAGAGGAUCAGCUCUUGCCCCAGAACACUGAGUCUGAAGGAUGCUCUCUGAAAAUGAGCCUCCUCUUCCACCCCUGCAGCCAAGAUGAAUUUUGCAGUGGAUCUCAUGGGGAGUUUAAGGACAAGGAGGCAUUUUCUAGGUCUGUCACUCAAAUUUCAGAGUCAUAAAGAGUACCAAAACUUUGCAUACAGCUUCCCAAGGCUGUGGUUGGACGGGUGCUGCUCUUCAACAGAAAAAUAAAUUAACUGACAAUUGAGACUCUUGGCUCUGCUUCAUGAGAUGGGGAAAUUCCAGGUGAUCAAUACAAGGGCAGGUUUUAAACUGAGAGCAGGAAGAGGCUAACUGAUGACACUCAACUUUGUUAUGCAAGGCACCAACGGCCUGAAACGUCACACAGAACAAACUGUUCUUCAUUGAAAUACCCAAAGCUGUAGUUCUUUAA
Molecule: messenger RNA, 3200 nt
Organism: Indicator indicator
Lineage: Eukaryota; Metazoa; Chordata; Aves; Piciformes; Indicatoridae
Gene: MLF1
Product: myeloid leukemia factor 1
Exons: 8
Coding region: 226-1002 (258 amino acids)
Biological process (GO): regulation of DNA-templated transcription
Cellular component (GO): nucleus; cytoplasm
Source: RefSeq, a predicted model, not a curated record